AUGACUGAAGCAAGUUAUUAUAAAUAUGGGGAGUUACAGAAAGGAGUUCUCACCAAGAUAAGUAAGGAUCUUGUGAAUUUCAAAAAAGCCCCUAAAGAGCGCAAAACUGCAGCAUACUCCUCGGUUCGUCUUGCUAAGCUCGAGGCUGAUAUGGCUACGUCCAAAAUAUACCACGAGGCAAUAAUCGGUGGGGGCAAGUUGGAGGAAGGUUUGAAAAAAGAAGAUUUGCUAGUGGUGUACGACCAAAUCUAUGAAAUAUAUUUAGAAUAUGAAGCAGAGUUGGUUGAGGCAGUGGAAAGGGCGAAGUCGGUAGCUUCAAAUGAGACAAAAACGAUGGCUCCGACAAAUUUUUCAGCGGCUUCAUCAUCACAUUCAGCGAUUCGAUUGCCAAGAUUAGAUUUGCCUAAAUUUAAUGGGUCGUAUGUGGCUUGGCGGGAUUUUCAUGAUAGGUUUCAGUCCCUUGUGCACAAUAACACUAGUAUUGAUGAUAUCGAUAAGUUACAUUUUUUGCAAUCUUGCUUGGUUGGGGAUGCUCAUCGGUUUUUGCAAAAUCUGUCGGUGGAGGCUGCAAGCUAUGAUAAAGCUUGGAAGCUUCUGGAGGAGAGGUAUGACCAUAAAUGCAUUCUGGUGCACAUUCAGAUGCAAGCCCUUUUUGGUCAACCUUCCUUGCCACGGGAAACUGCUUCGGCUGGCACAUCAGGAGCUGCUGCGACAGUAGCUGGGACAGCUGGAACAGCUUCUCAGCCAAGAACUACCAGUUCCAACACAUUCCAGGCUUCUGUCAACACGUACUCACCUGAGUUCCAGCCAACGGUAGAUCAACCAUCCACACAAACUUUUAAUUACCACACGUCGCAUGGUCAAGUGCAAACUCACCAGGUGCUUCUGGCGACAGCAGUUGUGAAGGCCCGAGAUGCAGACGGCAGAACUCGCCUCUUACGUGCUCUGAUUGACACCGGCUCAGAAACUUCAUUCAUCACGGAAUCCGCUGCACAACUGCUGAAGCUGGAAAAGCGGCGUACCUUUGUCGAAGUGUCUGGGUUAGGGUUGGUCAGCAGUGGCAAAACGCAAUUCUCCGUCGAUUUACAUCUUGCAUCCCGCCAUUCGACAUUCGAGAUUGCCAUACAGGCGUAUAUCUUCAAGUCACUGACUGGCCAUCUCCCGACCCAACGAGUGAUAUCCGGCAAAUGGAACCACCUAAAGGAGCUCUCAUUAGCCGAUCCCUAUUUCUUUGAGCCCGCUCCCAUCGAUUUACUCUUAGGAAGCGAUGUUUGCGCCCAAAUAUUCCUUCCGGAAAUUCAAAGACCUCUAGAUGGUAACGGACCCAUAGCGCAAAAUACGCAUUUCGGGUGGGUCGUAUUAGGGAAAGUUCCAGUGGAAAAUCCACGGCAAGUUCGAAGCUUCGUUCAAACUCACGAGCUAUGCAUGCAAGUGGAGAGGUUUUUUGUAAUGGAGGAAAUGCCGUUCCCAACAUAUGAAACCCUGGACAAUAUUGCUUGUGAAGAACAUUUUACCGAACACACCAUACGUCUCCCAGAUGGACGUUACCAGGUAGAAUUGCCCUUCAAAGAUGGAGGUCAUCCAGUAAUGGGUUUUAGCCGACAAAAUGCUUUUCGGCGAUUCUUAGCUCUGGAGAAGAAACUUGCUGCAGACCCGAAACUUGCCGCCGACUACACAAAAUGCAUGAAGGAAUAUGUCGACCUCCAUCAUAUGGAAGAGAUAGCAGAAAACGAUGCGGUUUUAGCAACACCGUACCACUAUUUUCUUCCAAAUCAUACAGUUUUUAAGGAUGCUAGCUCCACAACCAAGCUGAGGGUAGUGUUUGACGCAGCUUCACGAGCUUCGGAUGGGAAAUCCCUCAACGACCGUCUACUUGUGGGUCCAAGAUUGCAGACGAGCAUCAUCGAUCUCGUUCUAAGAUGGCGGACUCACCGAAUCACCUUUACGGCCGACAUCGAGAAGAUGUACCGGCAAAUUUUGGUUAGUUUCCCAGACCGAUAUUAUCAGCUUGUGAUGUGGAGAGAGCAGAAUACAGCACCUUUAAAAAUAUUCAAAAUGUAUACCGUCACUUUUGGCACCGCAAGCGCACCAUAUCUUGCCAUCAAGAUUUUAAAGAAGGUAGCUGAUGACGAGCAACACAACUUCCCGGAGGGGGCGAAGGUUGUCCGAGAGGACAUGUAUGUUGAUGAUCUGAUUAGUGGUGCAGAUUCAAUUGAAGAGGCGCGGAAAAAACGCGAUGAAGCAAGGCAACUUUUGGCAACAGCGGGGUUCAACUUGCCAAAAUGGACAAGCAAUGUGAGAGAUCUCGUCGAAGACAUUCCUGCCCAUGACCGAGAGCUAGAUUUUGAGCUUCCCAUUAACUUGUCCAACCACGUGAAAACCCUAGGCAUCAAAUGGUUCCCCAUGGACGAUUGCUUUUCAUACCAAAAUCUUCAACCUUCAGCAGAAGUCACCACCAAACGAUCGAUUUUGUCAACCAUCGCCAAGUUAUUCGACCCACUUGGCUGGAUAUCACCAUGCAUUAUCACGGAAAAAAUUAUGAUGCAGAGACUCUGGGAGCUAGGUUGUGACUGGGAUGAACCUGUUCCAGCAACAUUGAAAAAUGAGUGGGAAGCUUUUCAACGAGAACUUCCUCUCAUAGAAAAGCUACGAAUUCCAAGAUGGAUACACAUGAGUCCAACAAACAAAGCUAUCGAGCUUCAUGGCUUUUGUGAUGCGUCGAUGAAGGCGUACGGAGCAGCUGUUUAUGUUCGUGUCUUGGAUAGCGAAGGUAAAAUCCAUACCAAUCUGCUUUUGGCAAAAACAAGAGUAGCACCCAGCCAACGAACUAUAACUCUUCCUCGCCUUGAACUUUGUGGCGCAGUUUUAGUAGCACAAUUGUUGCAGUACACCAAGGAGGUUUUGGGCAUGCCCGAUAUAAAGAUGUACGCGUGGACAGAUUCCACUAUUGCUCUGGCUUGGAUACGAGCUAUUCCUGCGAAGUGGACCACUUACGUUUCCAAUCGUGUAUCGGAAAUUCAACUGCUAAUUGGUAUCAAUUGCUGGGGACAUGUUUCAACGCAUCAUAACCCAUCCGAUAUGGCAUCCAGAGGUGUAUUUCCAUCGGAAAUUCAAGGGUUGGACAAUUGGUGGUUUGGUCCUAAAUUUCUGCGUUCUCAAUGGAAUUUCGAGUCUCCAACUCAGCCUGCCGAGGUUGAUCCUGAAGAAGAACGUCGAUCCAUCAAGGUCCUUGCCACUCACUUAAUAGAUAGCGAUAAUGUGCUCCAGGCUAUCCUCAAUUCUUCGAGUCUUCUCAAGGUCGUACGAGUCAUUGCUACUUCGGUUCGAUUUAUCAUUAAAUGUCGACCUAAGUUAUACGGCAUUAUCACCGGCCCAUUACAAGCAUGGGAAUUAGAUUUGGCUCACUUACUAAUUAUCAAAGCGGCACAAAAGGAAAUGUUCGAGAAUGAAAUCGAGCAAAUCAAGCAAAAACAAAUCCCAAAACACUUACGUGCUUUGAAUCCAUUCAUCGAUGUUGAUGGGAUUCUCCGAGUAGUAUGGAUCGACGUUCUUCUUCCGAGUAGGAGGGCGUUUAGAAAAUUCUCUUCUAUCUUACAAUGCACAGCAUCCAAUACUUCUUCAAAACAACCACCAUUUAACAAGGUUGGUGGUUCGAGAUGCUCACAAAAACACUUUUCAUGGCGGUAUGCAGCAAAUGAUUAG
Molecule: messenger RNA, 3702 nt
Organism: Episyrphus balteatus (marmalade hoverfly)
Lineage: Eukaryota; Metazoa; Arthropoda; Insecta; Diptera; Syrphidae
Exons: 2
Coding region: 1-3702 (1233 amino acids)
Biological process (GO): proteolysis
Molecular function (GO): aspartic-type endopeptidase activity
Source: RefSeq, a predicted model, not a curated record